AAUCAAUCGCACAGGGCGGGAGAUCGGAGAAACUGCGCAUUCCAUUUUAAGAGACAAGCUAAGCAGCUUUUCCUGGGGCGAAUGCUAUUGAAUCUAUUGUUCGGUGAUGCAAAGAGGACCCGCCGGCCGCAGUAUGAUGAAUUUUUUCAAUUCAUUGUAUAUGAAGGAAUUGAGCGUUGGUCACUGGUGGCGCACGGAUCCGGAGUGGAGCGGCUGCGGGAGGAUUUCGAAUUUCGGUGACGGUGCUAGGCGGGGGAGACGGCGAUUUGAGGUUCGGUCUGGUUUUCCGUUUGGGGAGAAAGAAAAUUGAAGGAAAAUUGGGAGAGGAUUUGUAUUUACUCUCUACUUAUUGCUCUAUUGUCCUCUGUGUGCUUUGUUCUGUGAGGUAGCUAACGGGUAUUUGUGUGGUAGACGAGUGAAAUGGAAAAGAUUGGAGAUGGAGCUAUGGCGGUGGUUGCGAGAGAUGAGAUCCAAUGGUGGUUUCAGGGAAGGAGAAGAGCAGAUUGCGAGGUAGGUACGAGUCAACCAUUGCUGAAAAGCAGCGAAUGACGAGAAGCAGAAAGUGACAUAUGGAGUUUGAGUGAAAGAACAUAGUGAAAGCUAGCCAUGGAGAAAAAACACGGAGAGCAGGCCAGGACCGGUGGAGUGUUCUCGGGGUAUUCGCGCCGAGAAGACUAAUAACGGCGGUCAGCAUUGUUUUGCCUUCUCUAAAUCAUGUCGUUUACGAUAUUUCACCGCCCGUUGUCUAUAUCGUAGAAUCCAUUACAGAAUCUGGAAGUACGUGAAUUCAACAUCUUCAUCCAUGGUAGAUGACAGACACGUUGUCUUUUGACAUAAACUAAGAAACAUAAGAGUGUUCUUGAAAUAUGCUAACUAAGCAUUCCUGUUCAAGAUUUCCCAAGCGAAGUGGCAAAUUGCGGCAGCAAAAAAGACAAAAGGCCCGAUUCUUUCAAUGUUUUUCGUUAGUCUCUAUGGUGAAGCAUGAAUUGGGUAUUAUGAAUACGUGAAGGAUAGAGUUUCUGCAACUUGAGUUAGCAGGAAAUUUCUGAAAGUAAUUCGAGCGAAGUAGAGUGCUCAUGUAUAUGACAACGAUGAUUAGAAAACGAAGGGACAUAAGCAAAAAGAGCGUUGUUGUUCUCUUGGAGGGAAUCAAGGUUGGUGCAGGGAAGACGAGUAUGUCCCCUCUGUGGAAAGCUAUGGAGGAAGCAGUUUAUCCGGAUGAUGAGAUUCUGGUUCUCACCCUUCUGUAUGUGAAACCAUCAUUGGCGGUUGACAACAACAGAGAGAAUUCCUACAUCAAGUUUCUUCACCAAAUCAUCAGUCAGAGAAAGGAUGCAUACCUGCAAAUUUUCAGGCCUUUUUAUGAAACAUGCAAAAGAAAUGGCGUGAAGCUUCAUGUGAAGAUUGCAGCAGGAUUCCAGCCAAAAGAUAUCAUUGUUGAGGAGGCAACAAAUGUGCAUGCCACUUCGAUCAUAAUAGAUAGCAAAGAUGGUCGACUCAGAUGUAAAUUAAGGAUUUCUAGCCAAUGGUGCUUUUCAAGAGACCUGACUUUCAGACUGAGCGGCACAGAAUGCAAUGUGAUCUUGGUGGGUGAUGAUGAGGAGACCAUACCACAGAAUGGCCUCUGGAAUGAUGGACCUAAAGGUUUGUUAGUCAUGGAAGAUACACAAAACCCAAAGUCUCCAAAGCUAAGGAAGGGAUCAAUAUUGACAGAGGAGCCACUUGACUUGCCAUCCUCUGCUUUUCACCCUUGCCCUCCAGCUGAUCCUCUGCCAAGUGUGACCAAAGAAGGUGAGGAGGCCAUGCCUGAGCAGUAUGAGAAAGUUGAAACUAUAACAAAAGUGGUGCGACCAACAAAGGAGACAGCAUUGUACAAUACUAUUGCCCCAAGAAAGGUGUAUGAGGCCAAUGCUGUGCUAGGACUUCCUUUGGACCUAAGCUGGGAAGUAAUUGUGGAUAUGACAUGUGGGUUUAUUUCAAGGGCUUUCUGCGGGAAAAUGAAGAAUUGCAUGGCUUAUAUUGGCCACUUAGAGCAUCACAAUUUUGUUAUAGUAAAGCGAUUGAUAGGUGAUUCAAUCAGCAUUUUUGAAGCAGAAAAGAGAGCGGCCCUAUCUCUGUCUCAUAGGAACAUACUGCAUUUAAUUGGUUACCACCAGAGUCAACACGCUACAAUUUUAGUAUUUCCCCUGUUGAGGGAAGGAACAUUAGACAAAUACAUUUGCGGCUUGAGGGGAAGAAGGUCAGAGUUGACAUUUCAACAAAGGAUGAAGAUUGCAAUGGGUGUUGCCCAAGGACUCCGGUAUAUGCAUGAGGAGUGUCCUGGAGGGCCUGUUGUUCAUGGUGACUUGCAGCCAAGCAACAUUCUUCUGAGACAUGACUUACAGCCACUGAUCUCUGGCUUUGCACAAGCUACAUGGCUUGUUCAUCUCGUACAGGCAUCACCAAUAGCCAUCAAAAAGCUCUGGUCCGAGGAUGAUCUAGUGCAUGAAACAAUAGAGCUUGUUAAAUCCGAUGUCUUUUCUUUUGGAGUUCUGCUCUUGAGGCUUUUCUGUGCAAAAUCAGCGCCAGAGGAGGAUGGAAGUUUGGUUAAGUGGGCUCGACCUUUAAUGCUCCAGAGAAAAUUCCACAAGCUAAUCGAAGAAGAUUCAGAUAAGCCAGACAUGAUUGAGAUUUACAGAGUGAUGGCUGCAGCCACCAAGUGCACUGGAACUAAGCCAAAUACUCGACCCUCCAUGAGCCAGGUGAUUUGCUUACUUAGAGGAGAAGACUUCUGCACCAUGCAAUCAUCUCCUUCUGAUGUCAGUUUAUAGAGAAAGAGAAAGAGAGAGAAAGAGCUGAAUUACCUGUCUAGCUUCCAACUUCUACCUGUAUAAAAGCACUUAUUUGAGGACAUGAAUCCCAUGACAAGUUAUAGCCUAAA
Carica papaya (papaya) is the source of this 2920-nucleotide messenger RNA. Its product is annotated as protein CLAVATA3 INSENSITIVE RECEPTOR KINASE 1-like. The record is from RefSeq and is a predicted model, not a curated record. Gene Ontology annotation, cellular component: plasma membrane. Gene Ontology annotation, molecular function: protein kinase activity; ATP binding. NCBI's taxonomy places the organism in Eukaryota, Viridiplantae, Streptophyta, Magnoliopsida, Brassicales, Caricaceae. Gene Ontology annotation, biological process: protein phosphorylation.